Vombatus ursinus (common wombat) is the source of this 1782-nucleotide messenger RNA. It is a transcript of the gene CD226, whose product is annotated as CD226 molecule. Gene Ontology annotation, cellular component: external side of plasma membrane. Gene Ontology annotation, biological process: cytokine production; positive regulation of mast cell activation; positive regulation of natural killer cell cytokine production. The record is from RefSeq and is a predicted model, not a curated record. The transcript has 6 exons. Lineage: Eukaryota; Metazoa; Chordata; Mammalia; Diprotodontia; Vombatidae. The coding region runs from base 36 to 1022 and encodes 328 amino acids.
CUGAAUUCAAUGUCAGCCUACAAGUGCUUCCAGAGAUGCAUUGUCUUCCUUUCCUUUUUGUUAUUCUUCAGGCACACAAAGCUUUACCUGAAGAGGAAUUUGUGGAUACAACUGUAAAACUUGCCAAGAAUAUGAUUUUCGAGUGUAUGUAUCCAGGAUCGGACUUUGUAAGCCAGGCGGAAUGGUUCAAGAUCACAAUAACAGGGAAAAAUUCCAUGGCUAUUUUCAGUCCUACGUUUGGUGGGCUUAUUAGGACAGACUAUAUCAGUAGGAUUCACUUUUUGAACUCCAGUGUGACUGCAAACGAUGUUUCCCUUUUUUUUCAUAAUGCCUCGAAAGCUGACCUUGGCCUUUAUUACUGCAUUCUCCAACUUUUCCCUCUUGGACGUUGGGAAAAGGUGAUAAAUGUUGUCCAAUCAGAUGAUUUUGAAAUCCGUGUUCCAUUCAAUAGCCAUAUGGUAUCAGAACCUGGAAAAAAUGUCAAAUUCAUAUUUCAGUCUCAACUGACCAGCCCCUUGAAACGUGUGACAUGGGAGAGAAUUCAGUCACAUCAGAUUGACCACUUAACUUUCUGUAACUUGAGCAAUGGGAAAAGUUAUGGCUUAAAAUACCAAAGAAAAAUAUUGACAAGCUGCAGCCAAGGGAUGAAAAGUAGCUCUAUCAUCAUUCACAAUGUCACUGCUUCUGACUCAGGAUUUUACCAAUGCUGUUUAACCACCAACACAGGAGAAAAUGAAACCUUUGUGAUGAAAUUAACUGUAACUGAUGCAAAAACAGACCAUCAAAUUGUUUUCUUUUUGGCUGGAGGGGCAGUUUCAUUCUUACUUCUUGUGAUAUCUAUCAUCAUCAUCAUCACUUACUGUUGCAGGAGGAAGAGAAUAUCUAAGGCACUGUGGGAUACUCAGACCCAGCCAUCUAAAAACUAUGCCAGAAGUGGGGUUCCUGACCAAACUCAAGACUACAAAGAAGAGGAUAUUUAUGUCAACUGUCCUGCCUUCUCUCAAAGACCAAAUCCAAGAUAGCAAUUCUUCAAUCUGGUCCAAGCAAGCAUAUAGAGUCAAAUAUGUAUUGUCUUUAGAGAGCUCCUCCUCUGUAUUCGCAGAUCUAUAUUGAUUGCAUUUACUUUGUUUUAUACAGAGAAGACUGCAUAAUCAAGUAAAUAUCACUAUUUGAUUGAGAAUACUCAGAAAUAUCUGAGAGAUUGGUAAGAUAAGUGGGGACAGGGAGGCAUAGCGACCUCCCAUAGAUUAUGCCUCUCCCUUCUGAAAGUCAUUCUAAUCAUUUAGUCAGAGUCACUCUAAGGGCGUGCUCCUCUGAACCUUGUACUGCUGAAAGUGGAAUGACUAGAUGACUGAUGAAAGAGGAGAUGGUGUGAGGUGGCCUUUCCUUCUUCUCUUCAUAUGUCUUGGUGUACCUCUCUCUGUAACUGUUGUAUUCCAUCCCCAAAUAUUAACUUUUCCUUCUCAUUUCACCAUUAUAUUUUCAUUUCUUUGGAUUUUCUUUGAGUUCCCCCUUAAUAUCCAAAUAUCCCUUAAUUAUUAUCUAAUAUAUUAAUAAGACAUUGACAGUCAACUGAGUCAACUGAAUAGGACACUAUAUUAGUAGUUGGAGUUGGGUGAAGAAGCCACCAAAUGCAAACUCUUAUUCUUUGUCCAAAGCAAUGUGACUUCCCCUUCUGGUUCCCAACCCUAUGUCUAGUCUAGGCCUGUUGGUUAGCAUACAAUAAGAAGUAUAGAAACUAAAACAAAAACAACAGAAAAUAUCAUGUUAGGCUUCAGUUGU